Molecule: messenger RNA, 1922 nt
Organism: Diospyros lotus (date-plum)
Lineage: Eukaryota; Viridiplantae; Streptophyta; Magnoliopsida; Ericales; Ebenaceae
Product: brassinosteroid-related acyltransferase 1
Exons: 3
Coding region: 48-1439 (463 amino acids)
Molecular function (GO): acyltransferase activity, transferring groups other than amino-acyl groups
Source: RefSeq, a predicted model, not a curated record
CUUUCUCCUCUCACAAGACCACAAACACCAGGCCAGAAGCAACAUCCAUGGCUGCAGCUCACCAUGAUCAUCAAGCCUCUUCUAGGGUUUCCAUAACCAAGACAGUUUCUGUCCACCCCAAAACCUUGCACCCUCAGAAGCUUCUCGAGCUCUCGAAUUUAGAUAGGCAGUGUCCAACUAUCAUGUACUUGGUUUUCUUCUACAAACCAUCCCCUACCCACCAAAAUUUGUCCACUGAUAUGGUUUUCAGUCGUCUGAAAACUGGUCUAGAAGAGGCCUUGUCGGUUUGGUACCCGGCUGCAGGCAGGCUGAGAGUGAAUUCGGGCGAUGGAAAGCUCAACCUGUCCUGCAACAAUGAUGGGGCAGUUUUAGUUGAAGCAGUAACCCAAGUUACAAUCUCAGAGCUUGGAGAUCUCUCACAGUACAGUGAGUUCUAUGAGGAGUUGGUUUUCAAGCCUGCCGUUAAUGGGAAUAUCUCGGAUAUGCCUCUGGUUGUUGCUCAGGUUACAAGAUUUCGCUGUGGAGGCUACUCGUUGGGUAUCGGCACGAGCCAUUCCUUGUUUGAUGGAGCAGCAGCAUAUGAUUUCUUACAUGCAUGGGCUUCUCAAGCUAAGAUGAAAGGGAGCCAAGCUGUUGAGCUGUAUGAACCAGUGCAUGAAAGGGGACUAUUGCUUGGUAAACAUAGAACCCUAACUGAGACUAGUUAUAUGAGACAGAACUUCAAUCUUGUGACGAGGGUUGCGGCCAUAGAUCAUCUGUAUCAAUUGAUAAAAGAGGCAGCCCACAACCAGAAUAAUCAUAUUGAAAGCCAUGUCUUUACAACUUUCCAUCUAGGUGGUGCAAUGAUAGAAAAGCUGAAGAGGAAAGUCUUUGGAGAGAAAAGAGGAAGCUUUUCUUGUUCAUCCUUUGAGGUGGUUGCAGCUCACCUCUGGAAGGCGAGGACCAAGGCACUGGGAGUAGGCAAAGAGAGAAUGGUGUGCCUGCAAUUCGCAGUCGACACAAGGAACAAGAUGGAUCCGCCAUUGCCUAAGGGCUUCACCGGCAACGCCUAUGUGCUGGCUUCAGUUGCUUCCUCAGCUGGAGAACUAGAAGAACAAAGCCAUGAAAGCAUAGUCGAGAAGAUAAGAGAAGCCAAGAGCUCUGUCACCGCCGGCUACGUCAACGCGUAUAUCAAGGCACUGGAAGGUCCACAAGCCGCUCUUCCGCCAUUAAUGGAGCUAACCAUUGUUUCAGACUGGACCAGGCUGCCAUUCCACAGGGUCGAUUUCCUUGGUGAAGAAGCAGCCUAUGCUUCCCCGCUGGCCCCUCCAAUCCCACAGGUUGCUUACUUGAUGCUCAAUCCUACUGAACCAAAGUCGAAGGCCAUUGACCUCAGAAUCGGCUUACUUCCGACAAUGAAACCUGCUUUCUCACAUUACUUCCUCAAGGACCUCCAAUAAAAUUCACAGUUACAACUGAAGGCUCUGUCAAACGACCCUCAUCCUUUUAGACCCUCCCAUCCUCCAGAUUGCCCUCGUUUUCCAAUAACGUUUUCCAAUAAUAAUAUAAGAUGAUGGUUAGCGCAUUGUUCCAUUGGCUAUAUAAUCCCUUAGUUUAUGAUACUUGUGUACUACAUCGUAGUGGGGUUCACAGUCGUAUUAGGAGUAGUGACACUGACAAUCAGGGCCCCACAUUCAGGUUGUGACAUGAUAGGCCCCUCUUCUAGGCAGAUCCAUAGGUUGGUUUAUGGGAAUGUUGUUAUAUAUAUGGUUCAGAAGCUGGUUUUCAGGUAAUGACAUAUAUAAGAUGGUAAUUAGAACAAUAAACAAACUACAUUCUGUUUCUUGUGAUUAUUAAUCAGCAAAUGGAACAGCAUCUCUCCAUUCUUUAUGGAGAGAGCCUUCCACUGCCCAGACAAGCUGUUGUAAUUUAACUACUUCCCA